CCUUUUGUCCUCCGCUCCUUCUCUUCAUCUCAUCUCGUCUCCUUCGCUCUCUCACUUUCUUUAGCUCAGUCGGAUAACAUGCACCGCAACCAGCCUCACAUCCCUUCAGCUGGUGCGGCUGCGGUCCCCAUUCUUGACUUGAAACCUGCUAAACGUCGGGGAAACUACAACUGCAGCAGAUGUGGUAUGCCUAAGAAGGGCCACUCCUGCAACGUUGCUGUUCAAGCAACCUCUGCCGCUACUCCUGGUCCGACGACCACAGUUGACUCCUCUUGCUCUGCUUCCCGCACCUCUAAUACCCCGCAGUCGCGUCAGCCUUCCAACUUCCGUCGUGCUCUUUCGUUUGAUGAUGUCGAUGUUCGCUGCGACUCGCCGGAACGAGCAGUGGACAACUCCGAUUACCAGGAGUCGCCUCCGGAUCUGGAUCCGGAUGAGGUGAUGAGGUCCGGUGGGUUGUCGGCGGUGUGUCUGUGGGAGGUUUUGAGGAGGCUACCUCCUGUGGAGCUUAUAGCUGCUGCGGGGGUAUGCAAGGGGUGGAGGGAUACAGCCAGGAGUCUCUGGCGAGCGGCCGAGGAGCUGAGACUUAGAGUCCCUCGUAGAACUCAGCUCGGAUUCGUUGGAUCCCUCUUGCAGAAAUGCCCGGCCCUCGUUAGGCUCUCCCUUAGAAUGGAAAGUGAUGUGGAUUCAACAAUGCUGGCUUGCAUUGCAUUUUCAUGCCCUAAUUUGGAGAGUAUGGAGAUUUGUACAUCGGAAACAGCAGUCAAUCGGAUCACAGGAUGAACUUGGUCGUUUUGUUGCUGACAAACGGUGUCUCACGAGCGUUAAGAUGGAAGGAUGCUCUAAUUUAGGAGGCUUUGUCCUCUAUUCAACAAGUCUUUCUACACUCUGGCUUUCAGAUCUUCAUUCUCUAUCCAAGAUGGUAAAUGUUUGAUACAGUCAUUUGUCUUUGGUUUUGAUUUUCAGAGAAAAUUAUCUGAAUUUCCCUUUUUAUGUACUUGAACUGAUUUGUUUGGAGAAGAAAAAACUUCAAUCCAACCUCCAUGCACCGCAAUUUUAUUUUUAUUUUGUGGGUGUUAUUUAGUUGUAGUCAGUUGUGUUUGUCAGUAUAAUAUGGAAAGGUUCUUGUUUUUACAUCUCUUCUUCCGCCUGGUCAUGGUUAUAUGUCUAGCAGCUUUAGCCAUGUGCUUGUUUUUGAACUUUAUUUAUGAUGGAUUUGCUUCCCUUUUUGUUUGAAGCUCUAUGAAUGAGAUUUUUUAUGCUUUGGCUGAACGUAUUCUUCCUACAUCAGCAGUAGCAUCAAAUCCUAAUGCCAAGUAAGCUCUUAAUUCUUACUUUGUGAAUUAACAUAUAAUUUGUCC
Messenger RNA from Rubroshorea leprosula, 1358 nucleotides. Lineage: Eukaryota; Viridiplantae; Streptophyta; Magnoliopsida; Malvales; Dipterocarpaceae. The record is from the annotation of a GenBank genome assembly.